Messenger RNA from Dermochelys coriacea (leatherback sea turtle), 572 nucleotides. RefSeq names its product ribosomal biogenesis factor (gene RBIS). NCBI's taxonomy places the organism in Eukaryota, Metazoa, Chordata, Testudines, Dermochelyidae. The record is from RefSeq and is a predicted model, not a curated record. Gene Ontology annotation, biological process: ribosome biogenesis. The transcript has 4 exons. Gene Ontology annotation, cellular component: nucleolus. Bases 226 to 525 code for a protein of 99 amino acids.
ACGCGGCGGCGGAGUCCCCUCGUGAGCGCCAGGCUCGCCUCGGGCGGCUGGUCCCCAGCGUGCAGCCGCGGCAGGGGAACGCCGGGGCCGCUGCGGGGGCGGGGCCUCAGGUUCGCGGUCUCCCGCCUCCGGGGCGGGGGAAAUUCCCGGCAGCGCUCCUGUGAUGACGCAGGGGCGCUCGCGCAGCCGCCCCUCCCCCCCGCCCCCGGGUGAGAUCCGGCGGCCAUGGGCAAGAACAAAGCCAAAGGGUCAAAGCCCAAGAGCGUCUUCCACGUGGCCAACACCAAAUCCCUGAAGGCCAAGAAUAAAGCUAAACCCGUCACAACAAGGCUGAAGAAGAUAAACAUUGUGAACAAUGAAAAAGUUAGAACAGUAAAUAAAGCAUUUAUUGAAGUACAGAAAGAAGUCAAACAACUAUCAAAAGGCAUUUCAUCAAAAUCUCAAAAGAGGCAUCGGGUUUCCAAGCACCUGGAAGGUGAACCAGCUGACGUGGAUGCAGCUGCAAGCUUAUUAUCUCAGUUGUAACACAUAAUAAAAUAUGAGUUUCAAAGUUUCAAAAGCAAAAUUUACUG